Neolamprologus brichardi is the source of this 10586-nucleotide messenger RNA. The record is from RefSeq and is a predicted model, not a curated record. NCBI's taxonomy places the organism in Eukaryota, Metazoa, Chordata, Actinopteri, Cichliformes, Cichlidae.
UGACUGGAGGACAUCCGACUGGAGUCCGGUGUGUCGUAUCUCUGCCUGUAGCUGCUGUAACAGCUCUGAGAUGAACAGACAGCCUUUGUUUGGGACACAGACGCCUCCGGAAGAGUCAGAGGAUCGUCCUCGGACGGCUGUUACUGCUCGGUGUCCGCGUACUGGGCAGUAGAUCCCGUCGCUUCCCGGUCACGAUGAACCUGUCGUCGUUCGGAGCGGCUCGCGCCUCCGUGAUGGUGCAGAGGCACGUGCGGCUGUGUUGGGAAAUGCGAGAUAGGAUGUUUGUUUUUUUGACAGCGUGAGGACACUUUAAAGAUAAAUACUGCGUCUGAUUCACGAGACAUUACCUGACCAGUGUGCGCCAUUGCGAUUCACCUGCCCCUCCAUCAGAUGAACGGGGAUCCUGGAUGUCUUUGGAUCACAGCUACAGUAUAAACUGAUCUUACAAGCUCUUUUUUUUGUCUACCUCCUUUAAUUUAUCAUGGACUUAGAAGUCAUCGCAUGGACUCGGGGAAUGAGGAGCAUUACACUGUCUUGUUUAUGUUAUUGACAUCAGUGCUUGCUCUGAAGCUGGACAUUGUGCUCUUCUUGCUGUUUAUAAAGCAGCACAGUCAUUCUGAGGAUCCAUGUAUCCUCACAUCCUCAUGUUAGAGUAAAUAAGAUGUUCUGCUCCUCCCUGAUAACUAUAAUACUGUGUAAUGUUUGAUCUCAAGAUGAAGGAGGUGUGUCGUAUUUGUGGAGGGGAGCUCUGUGGUAACCAGCGAAAAUGGAUCUUCCAUCCUGCUGCCAAACUCAACCUGCACGUGCUGCUCUCUUAUGCUGUGGGGCGGGAGCUGACCCGGGAUGGCAGAGGAGAGUUUGUCUGCUCCAAGUGCACCUUCAUGCUGGACCGCAUGUACCGCUUCGACACAGUCAUCGCUCGUGUGGAGGCCCUGUCCAUCGAGAGGUUGCAGCGGCUCCUGCAGGAGAAGCAUCGACUGAGGCAGUGCAUCAGCGGGCUCUAUCGGAAAACCAAUUCAGAUGAAGGGGCUGUAACAUUAAGUGGAAGUGAUGACAGACCAGGGGAUGGGAUGGUGGAUAUUUCAGGGCUAACUCAUGCAAAGUAUUGCGCCCUGCUCCAGGAGGAUUUAGUCUACUCUUUGUAUGAGUCCUGGGCAGAUGACAGCCUGGACUGCCAACAUCACCACCAUCCUCAAUGUCCUGCUGCUAAAGGGUCAGAGGUUGCAGUUGAAGGCUCACAACGGUGUACGCCCAGCACUCCCAGAAGGUGCCGGGGAUGUUCUUAUUGGCGGGUGGCAGACUCUGAUUAUGAAGCUGUCUGUAAGGUGCCCAGAAAGUUGGCCCGGAGUAUUUCUUGUGGGCCAUCAACCAGAUAUUCAGCCAGUGUGGUUGGGGGAAGUGUGACUGGAGGUGGUGCAGGUGGAGAAGGAGAGAGGAAAAAUGUGGAAGAUUCAGAAGACAUCACCUCCUCUCAGACUCUAGUUCCUGGAUCUCAGGACCCCUCGAGGACCUCAGAUAGUGAUCGCACUUUAGCUGGGCGAGCCAGCUCAAGCCCCUCUAUAGCAUCCUUGGAGGCAGCUGAGGAAUAUAUUCAGCCUGGAGCCAUAACAGAUGGAUCCCUGGGCUCCCCAGUGGAUGCAAUAGAAGACCAGAUAUCUGACUCCCUCUCUGAGGAGCACAUGGGAGCUCCACUUGGCCAAGCCUCUCCUAGACGCACUUUCUCUCUAGCCCUGUCUUUGCUGCAAAGCUGUGCUGUCUACCGGCCAGUCCGGAGCACAAAAGGGAGCAAGCUCCCAGUCUUUCUCAGACGAAGUUCCAGCAACGGGGGCACAAGGUUGUCCUUUACCGAUCCCGUUAUGGGAAUGCCUUAUGGAAGCCCAAACGGAGAGAGAUACAAUCACACGCCAACACCUGAGCUGGAUACCCCUCUGAUCAGAGUGGACACUGGACUGGAUCAGGAUCUGAACCUGGCAGACUUGGAGAAAUUGUUUGAAGAUUUGUACAAAGAGUAUCCUCCUCCUCCUCCCCACCAGAGUCUUGUUGAAGAGCAGCAGAGCCAGCUCAACCAGUAUGAGUGUGCGGCCGGUCAGUGUGUCAGCGAGCUGCAGAAGGCCCAGCUCCAGGUCCAAUCCCUGCAGGCCAAAAUCCAGGAGAGCGAGGCCAACAACAUGAAGCUGCAGGAGAAGCUGAGUGAGAUGGAGUGCGAGCUACGUUCGCUUCGCCAGGCCUCUCAGAGUCAGGAAAGAACCAUUCAGGGCCUCACAGAGUCUCUCAGCACCAAAGACAGCGAGGCCCAGGAGCUGUACCAGCUGAUUGAAGGGCAGAACACCACACUUUGCAAGCUGCAGGAAAUAGCCCAUCACAGCCAGCUUGCUCAAAGCAAGGCUCCGGCAGGAGUUAGCGAGUCCUUGGCGCUCGCUCAGCUGCAGGGCGAGCUGGUCGGGGUGCAGAGCUCCCUGUUCUCUCUUGGACUGGAGCUGGAGGCCAGCCAGAGGAGUCUGAGACAGAGCCAGAGGCAAGCCGAUGACCUGAUGAGGUUCAAGGAGAGACUAAACUCAGAUCUACAGGAGGCACUGCAGCACAGAGAGGUCACCGAAAAACACAAUCAGGACCUGCGCUGCGCCCUUCACAAACUUCGCACUGAGCUUCAGGCCAAAGAAGCAGCUUUAAAGGAGAGCGAAGCAGAGAAACACGCUCUGACGCAGGAGAAAGACCGGAGCGUCGCACAGCUCAAAAGCGCUCUGCAGGACAAGGAGCAACAGUUGCAGGAGUACUCAGAGAUGGUGGAAUCAACGGGAAGCUCCAAACCAAAUCCAAGAGACGCCCUGCUGGAGAAACUGAGGGAGCGCAUUAAAGAAAGAGACAGAGCUCUGGAGCAAUCUAUCGAUGACAAGUUCCACUGUGUGGAGGAGCGUGAGGGCCAGGUGAGGAGGCUGCAGCUGGCUGUGAGAGAGAAGGAGCGAGACCUGGAGAGACUCCGCUGCAUUCUGUCCAACAACGAGGAGACCAUCACGAGUCUUGACGGUUUGGUGCGGGGUAAAGAGCUGGAGCUGGAGCAGGCAGCAGAGGCCUACAGGAACCUCCAGUGGUUGAAGCAGCAGAGCGAUGAGAAGGAGAGAAACUCCCUGAGAGAGAAAGACACCAUCAUAACCCAGCUGCAAGCAGCACUACAGACACGCAGCCAGGAGGCUCAGGAUCUCACAGCUGCCCUCGUCGCCAGAGUUCAGGCCGGUCCCACUGAGGUUGUGGAGGAGCUGAAGGCUCGGUUGGCUCUGAAAGAGAAACUCUUCCAGGAGCUUCUGGGAGACCGCAGCCGGCAGUCUAAGGAACACCAAGCACAGAUCCAGGAUCUGCUCAGCACUCUCAGCUCCAAAGACCAGUAUCUGCAGGACUACUCCUACAGGCUUUCCUUAGUGAUCAGUGAGCGGACUGGCCAGCUACAGGAGCUUCGCAAGCAGCUGUCAGAAAGAGAGCAGGAGCUGCAUGAACUGAGAUGGGACAAGGAGAGAGACACGGGAGGAGAGACGGAGCAUCUGCAGAGUCUCCUUAAAGAGAAGGAGGCUUUUAUCAAGGAGCUGAUGAAGGCUCUGAAGGAAGACAUGCAGCUGGUGCUGAAAAAGGAGGCAGAGGCUCAGAAGGAGAUCUCUGCUCUACGUUCGUCUUUAGCUCACCAGCAGUCAGAAGGAGAUGCCACAAAAGACAACACUGAUCACAAACAUGUGCUGGAGCAGCUGGUAUCAGAGUACAGCAAGCUGAAUGACGCCUUGAGGGCAGAGAAGAGGUUAUACCAAAAUCUCACUCACAUUCAUAAGAGUGACAGCAGCUCAGAGAAGAUCCAGGCCCUCCACAUGGAGUUGGAUUCAGUUCAGGCACUCCGCAGACAGCUGGAGGAGGUCCUGUCUCGGACCCGUAACACGGCCCUGCUACUGGACAGGGCAGCUAAAAGGCAGCCUGACUUUGGAGAGCUCAGCACAGAGGAGGAAGAGGGAGACGAUGAAGACGGCAGCAGUGAGGAGUUCACAGACAGCAUAGAGGAGGAUGACGAUAGCGUGAAUGCCAGAAGUUUGACCUCCGGUCAGGCUUCUGUUAAGGCUCAAGGACCUGAGUGUGUGACCCGAGGGCUGGUGAGGGGGGCACAGUCCCAGACAGCUGAUGUAAAGCAGCUCGAUGAAGCAAAGAAGACACUCGAGUUUGAGCUUGAAGAAAUAAAGUCACAGCUGGAGAGGGAUGGAUACACCUCUGUAGCUCAGAUGAGGAGUGCCCUGCAGAAGCUGCAAAGGGAGAACCAGGCCCUGAAAGAAAACCAAGUACGAGCUGGAGUGGUGGGGACAAACACAGAGCAGAGUCUGAGCCCAGAAGAAGAACAGGAAGAAGAAGAAGAAGAGGAGGAGGAAGAAGAGGAGGAGGAGGAAGAAGAAGAAGAGGAGGAGGAGGAGGAAGAGGAUACUGAGGAAGAAGAUGAACUGGAAACAUCUCCGGUGCCGGUGGGGAAGCGAGGUCCUCCAUGUGUUAGUCUGAGCAGCGAGCCAGGGAAGAGGCACUGCAUGAGGCCAUGCUCUCUGAACCUGGGCACACUGACAUCUCACCAUCUCACACACCAACCUGAAGCGGAGACAGCGGUCGCCGGUGACAGCUCUCAGGUCAGAGCGCUCUGGCGAGAUAAAGAGGAUGGCCUCCGUGAACAGGCGUCUCGUCUGCACGCUGAUCUGACUCUGAGCCAGCAGGAGAACAGAGAGCUGCAAGAGAGGCUGAUGGUGUCUGAGGCCACGGUCCAAGCUCAGGCCGAACAGCUGAAGGAGUACAGAGAUCUGCUCACCGAGACGUCUGUCCAGCAGGCCAACAAGCAGGUGCAGGUGGAUCUUCAGGAUCUGGGUUAUGAAACUUGUGGCCGGAGUGAGAACGAAGCAGAGAGAGAAGACACCAGCAGCCCAGAGUUUGACGACCUAGAGAUGUGCACGUCGCUGUCCCAUCCUCAGGACUGUGAGGGUGGUGGCUGGUACGCUGGAAGCUGCAGCAGUAACAGAGGCGCUUAUGAAAUGAGGGAUGAGUCGGCGUCUCUCCAGCAUCUGGUCCAGGAUCUGCGCUCACAGCUGACUCGCUGUCACAAAGUGAUCCGUGGACUGCAGCUCCGUGUCCGGUCUUUGUCUGCGACCAGUGACUACGCCUCCAGCUUGGAGCGCACCCCCCGCAAGGUAAACUGGGCACUUGAAAGAUCACCAGCCCCGAGUGGUGUGGAUGAGGAUGAAGGCUGGUUAUCUGAUACCCAAGGGGCUCGUCCAGGGUCCAAGCCCAGCAGGGAGCUCCAAGAACUGAUGGAACGAGUCGCGUCGCUGGAGGCUCAGUUGAAAACUACCAGAUCGGAGGGCAAAGGCCAAGCAGAAGAAGGGAAAUGUGCCACCUGGCCUGGGAAGUACAACUCUCUGAUCCAGGCUCAAGCUCGUGAGCUGUCCCACCUGAGGCAGCGGAUGAGAGAAGGGCAAGGAGUCUGUCACAUCCUGACCCAACACCUGGGAGACACCACCAAGGCUUUUGAGGAGCUCCUGCGGGCCAAUGAUAUUGACUACUACAUGGGUCAGAGCUUCAGGGAGCAGCUGGCACAGAGCACUGCCCUGGCACAAAGAGUGGUCACCAAGAUUAGUGGACGAGAACGUGUAGAGAGUCAUGAUGACAAGACAGGCCACGAGUUGCUCGCCUUGCGGUUAAGUAAGGAGUUGCAGCAGAAAGAUAAAAUCAUCGAAUCACUCCACACGAAGCUGCAGCACCGUCCCGAGACCCCGUCCAGUUGCCACGCCCUCUCUGAGACUACGGACCAAUCAGAUAGGACCUCCUUGGUGUCCGAUGAGUACCAAACCAAUGAAGACUUGGAGCUGUGCUCUGAUUUGGACACCAGGGAAUAUCAGGAGGAACACCGACUCCGGCAGCCAGGACUCGGAUCAGAUCCGGAAGUCCGUUCCUCUAUCCCACCACCUCUUCCUCCUCCUCCUCUUCAUGGCCUCCUCAAGUCUUCAAGCAGCUGUCCCAACAUGCUUUGCACAGCCGCUGUGGGUUUGACCAGAGCCCUUUUCAGUGAGCCUGUCUCCUCCUCCCUCUCUAUCCCCUCUGGCCCUGACGGCUGGGGUCACGAAGUUAUCUUUGACCCCCGGCCCAGAGCUCUCUCUGUGAUGGCUGUUCGCCCAGAGCUGGACACGCUGUACAAACAGAUGAAUGAGCAGAAUAGGGGCUUCCCAGAGCCUCAUGACAAGGCUCUGUUCACCCUUUCAUCUGAUCACCACAACCAGCAUGGCCUGUCAAGCUACAGCCAGCUAUCCCAUCAUGCCUUUCAACCCUACCAGCUGGGGGGCAUCCCUACAGGCCACUUAAUGAAGUCUGACUCAGGUUUAAUGUCAGGGGGGCCUUUGUGGGACAUGGAAAACUUUGUCGGAGGUUAUUCUGGAUCAUCUGCGCACCAACCAGGAAGCAGCCAAACAGGGGUAAAUUUGAUAGAGGAACACCUGCAGGAGGUGAGGUGUCUUCGCCAACGCCUGGAGGAGUCCAUUAGGACCAAUGAGAGGCUUCGUCAACAGCUUGAGGAAAAACUGGCCACCACUGGACGUGAUGGAGGGGCUCCAACCAACAUUUAUAUUCAGGGACUGGACACAGUCACUCAGCUGUCCAAUGAGAUCAGAGUCCUGAAGGAAGAAAACUUGGGUCUGCAGUCCCGCUUGCAGGCCAGCACAGACACAAGUGAGGAGGUGGUGCAAUUGAGGGAGGCGGUGUUUACAGCACGCGCUCGCCUGAAGCAAUCAGAGCUGGAAGCUGAGCAGUGGAAGGAGGAGCUCAGACGGCUUCAGGCCCACAGUCAGGAGCAGGGACAGCAGAUUCACACAUUAAGGCAGGAGCGGCAGGCGGGGCAGGAGAAAACCAACAGGCUCCAGCAUGAGGUGUCACUACUCCAGCAGCAGCUAUGUGAGAGCAGGGAACUGAUCCACUCCCUGCAGAGCGAACUACACGUCUAUGAUCGAGUGUGUUCCAGCACAAAGGCCAACAAAGGCUACCUGUGCGAGGUACCAGUUCUACCAGUAGAGCUGGGGGAGUUGUUGGGAGAGGUGAGGAGUCUACGGGCUCAGUUGCAAAACAGUGUCCAGGAGAACAGCGCUCUCAAACAGCUGGAGCUCCACAAGCAGCUGGAACAAAAGCUGGGCGUGGGCUCACCUCGGACUCCCUCGCUCUCUGCUCUCACUGCCAGCCCUCAGAGGGAAAACUUCUACAGACGUCAGCUGCUUCAUGACCCUGCUCCAUCUCCACCAGUCAGGGACAUUGGUCUCUUUAACUGUGGAUCUCCUGGUCCUCCAUACUCAGACUUGGAUGACAGCCAUAGCACUGCCAAUGACCCUCUUGAUCCACACUCUGAGCUGGAGGGGGAUGCGCCCGAUGGAUCAUUCGCGAACCGUCAUGGUCGUCACGCCAUUGGUCACGUGGAUGACUUCAGUGCUUUGCAGCAGCAAGUUCUUGAGGGCCGGAGCCUCGUCCAGCGCAUGGAGAUGACCCUGCAGGCCUGCCUCGGUCCACCAAUGCUGGAUGUAAACCAGAAACAGAGCAGCGAGCUGAUUAUGGAUUACGGAUGUGUUAGGAGUCUUCUGUCUAACACCAAGACUCUGAGGCAGAUCUUGGAGGAGGCAACGUCUCUGCUGAAGAUGUUCUGGAGAGCAGCUCUUCCCAGCACGGAUCCCUCCAUCCAGAACCUUAAGAAGGAGCAGUGCAUGCAGGAGGAGAUCUUGUCCUUGAAACUGCGUGUGUCUGAGCAAGAAGAAGUUCUUAAGGGGACAAUACAAAGACUGAGGAGCACCAGCCGCACCAAGGAGAGCAUGGAGCACUUCAUAGUCAGCCAGCGUGAGUGUUUACGUACGAAUAAGCUGAGACUUUCCUCUCUAAGUUCCUCCUCUUCCUCUCCUUAUGCUGCUGAAGAGCCAGGAAGUGCUGCCAGAGAGCGGCCUGCUGAUCGCAGUUUCCUGAAGACCGGUGGUGCUUCUGGAGUCACAAGGGCCAGUCAGCGUAUGGCAGCGAGAAAGCGCAGCAGCCAAUGCCUGCUUUAGACUUUCAAAGAACCAGCCUAAAUGCUAUGACCUCUGACCUCUAUGCUGAAACAGCCAAGACCCACAAUCCCACCUUUCCCCUCACAAGCCCUGCUCUUUACCGCCAUCCAGCCAUAGAUGCUUCAGUCCUUUCCUCCUCCAGGCACUGUGUACACAGUGCAAUCUGCACCUGGAGGCUUACCUGAUUCCCCUCACCCACUCCACUGUUUGUGACAUCCCCCACCAUCAUGUGUAUUAUUGUCUUUGAGUGAUACAGUCAGCAGUUUGCCUUGUAGUGUGUGUGUCAGAAGAAGGUGUUUAAAAUGUGCCUAUGAAGGCUUCAGUGAUGUGACGGAAGUGGUCGAGGAUGCCUUUAGAUGCCGGGUUACACAGAAAGAAUUUGGGUAUUUAUCAGGUAAAGAUUUUACAUCACUGGACAGCUUAAAGAUGCACACCACCUUACCUGCGUUAAAGGCAUCCCUGAGAGAGAGCCAGACAGCCUGUGGAUGGAAGAGAUGUUCAUGCAUGUUUAAAAUGGCUUGUGAAAGGAAUUCUGCACACACAAACACACAUACACACACACACACACAUAUAUGUGUGAGUGUGUGUGUGUGUGUGUGUGUGAUGGAAGCCAGCCCACUCAAAGACAAGACAGCUUCAACUUUGACUGCCACAGAAACUCAAGUACUUAUUCUUGUGGCAUUCUAAUUAAAAAGGACACCUUGCAAAUGCAAUGCAAAGAAAAAUGACACUGACAAUGUAUCAUUACACACAGUGGAGGAAUGUACAGUAGGUAGUCGAUCACUGCUAUUAGUUUGCUACUAGCUAUAUCUGUGUUUGUGGAGGAAGCUCAUGAAUGGUAUGACAGACAUUAGCCGAGGCUUAGAAACAGCUGAACUGGAAGGUUCCAUUUCAGUCACAAACGUCCUCUUUUUGACCCCAGAGGUGCUUUAUUGGCAUCCAACUCCAAACUGAAAAAUGCUAAACAAGUCACAGAAUUGUGAAGCUGGCUGAUUCUGAUUUCCACGCUGGACUAUAGUUUGUAAAAAGAGGUUCGAGUACUCAAAUGGAACCAGGCUAAACACGCGUAUUCACUCCUCUGCAGGAGUUCUCAUACGAGCAUGUGCAAUAACGAUAUAGUUUCUUGAAUGAUUAUGCUGCACUGGGUUAUUACUUCUUCGCCCAACACUGAAUUAUUAUCAUUCACGCUCAUACUGAUGUUAGGUGACAAACGGUGUUACGAUUAUACUUAUUUUUCUCGAGUGUUUAUGCAUGACAGAGAUUGUAAAUGUUGAAAAUUUAGGCUAUGGAACAGGGGUUCGCCAAAACUUGCCAAAGUUUGAACUUUGAACUCUGUACUUCACUCUGACUUGCCUUAUCCAUGCGAAUGGCGAAACCCCAGUUGGUUCAGGUCGGUGGGGUUACACAAGUGUUAAGUUAUUGGGUGGGCCUGUUGAACCACAGAGACGGUAACCGUUAGACAGCUGUGUUCAUUUAAUUUAGAACUGUGUGACAGAAAUGAGCUCCUUUAUUGGACCAAAAGAAAAAACUCAACCAAGUGGCCAUAUGCUAUUGUCUUUGCUAUUUCUCUUGGUUCAGGCCAUCCUAGCAUUCCCAUGGCAACGGCAAUAUGGAUGAUGCAAACUUUGGCAGGCUGCUGGUGGGGUCGUUGUUCCAUAAUUCACUUACUUCACAUUUAGUUUGGCGUGUUUUCUUGCUGUACAUUUGCCAUUUUAUGCUGAUGUUUUGUGUGAGUGCGUGCGUGGAAACAUCGAACAUUUGCUUUUUUGCAAAGUUGAUUACCUGGGUAGCUGUGCAAUAGCUUGAUAUGUUUUAUUUUGAUGUUAAACAUCAUUGAAUUCUAAGUGUGUUUGCAAUGUAUGAUUUCCAUGCAGUGUACGUUAAGAGGUUUGUGUCACUUUGAAUCACUUAGUCAUAUAUAGGCUGUCUGCUAAGUAAACUAUGCCUUCGUGAUAUUUACGACACUGAUCACAACGCCAUCCACCUGUAACGAAGCUCUGAUUGAUGUUGCUUUACUUGCCUUCAAAUUUUAGCUCGAGAGCCUCUUAAGUCUGCUCUCAGUGGUAGAAAUGGCCUUCGACAAGCGUCUACCUGAGUUCUGCCAAAUUAGGUUUUGUUUGCGCUCGAGUCUUCAGAAAAAAAAAAAGACAAAAGUUGCCAAGUUUUACAAAAAGUGGUAAAAAGUUUUGAAGAUUUGUGUACUGUAAAUAAAAUUAAAAGCCAGUGACUGGAAAGAUUAUGAAGUGUUUGAUUCACAGAGCACCUUAUAAGAGCGUAAACAAAUCCUUUUUGUUGAGGAGGGAACCAAUAAUGCUUUGUUGGUGCUGAGUUGCAUAUGUAUAUUGUGCUCUGAUUGGUGCAGCUUUUUUUCCUGAGUUUGUGCAUAAUGAACUAGAAGGCCGAUGCAGGACUCUUCAGGAUCCUGUCUCUGAUGAGUUAACCGUGUGUUGUGUUGGCAAAAGUAUUACCACUGAAAGAUUUUGGGAAACAAUAAAAUUUAAAAAAAAAAAACAC